CAUGCAACUCACACAGGAAAAGGGGCCGACGCCGAGAGGUGGAGUGUGCCGAGCGCUUCCUGCUCGUCGGGAGGGCCGGCUGGCGUGGAGGUGGCGCCGCGGUUCUUCUCCUCGUCUCCUCUGUUGAAGCCUCUGCAGAAAAAUGUCCCGGUGAUGAAGGGCAGCUGUCAUGACGGAGUCAGUGAUGAAACUCCAGAGAGUGCAGCUAAAAUGCAAGAACCUUCACGAAUACCUGCGAGGUCUUAGCCCUGGGAUUCUGGAUCGGCUGUAUAAUCAUCCUGCCACUUGUCUUGCUGUCCUGCGGGAGCUGCCUGGGUUGGCCAAAAAUUAUGUCAUGCGGAUGCUUUUUCUGGAACAGCCUCUUCGUCAAGCAGCCAUGGUCCUGUGGGUGAAGAAGGAAUAUGUCAAGGAACAAGAGGAGAGCUCGGAUAUCUUGCUGGGACUGCGCCUUUGGCACACACAGCUGCUUCCAGGGGGCCUCGAAGGGAUCGUCUUGAACCCCAUCUUCAAGGAAAAUCUGCGCAUCGCUCUCUUGGGAGGAGGUAAAGCCUGGUCUGAUGAUACUAGCCAACUGGGCCCAGAUAAGCAUGCCCGAGAUGUCCCAUCCUUGGAUAAGUAUGCAGAAGAAAGGUGGGAGGUCAUCCUGCAUUUCAUGGUAGGCUCUCCUAGUGCAGCGGUGAGUCAGGACCUGGCUCAGCUGCUGAUUGAAGCUGGCCUGAUGAAGAGUAGUGAGCCUGGGGAACCUCCCUGCAUCACAUCCUCUGGCUUCCAGUUCCUGUUGCUGGAUACUUCAUCGCAGCUGUGGUACUUCAUGCUCCAGUAUCUCCAGUCAGCAGAGACCAGGGGCAUGGACUUGGUGGAGAUUCUUUCCUUUCUCUUUCAGCUCAGCUUCUCCACACUUGGCAAGGAUUAUUCUGUGGAAGGAAUGAGUGAUUCUCUUCUGAAUUUCCUUCAGCAUCUCCGGGAAUUUGGCCUGGUGUUUCAAAGAAAGAGAAAAUCCAGGCGUUACUAUCCCACCCGCUUAGCUAUUAAUCUUUCCUCCGGCAUCUCAGGUACCACCGUGGACACCCAUAAUCAAGGCUUCAUCGUGGUGGAGACAAACUACAGGAUCUAUGCAUACACAGAUUCAGAACUACAGAUUGCACUAAUUGCCCUCUUCUCUGAGAUGCUGUAUCGCUUCCCUAACUUGGUGGUGGCUCAGGUCACCCGAGAGAGCACACAGCAGGCCAUUGCCAAUGGCAUCACGGCCGAUCAGAUCAUUCAUUUCCUACGGACAAGAGCUCAUGCUGUGAUGCUAAAACAGACCCCUGUGCUGCCCCCCACAAUCACAGAUCAGAUCCGGCUGUGGGAGCUGGAACGGGACAGACUGCGCUUUUCUGAGGGUGUCCUAUACAACCAGUUCUUAUCCCAGGUGGACUUUGAGCUGCUCCGUAACCAUGCCAAGGAACUUGGGGUCCUCGUUUUUGAGAACCCAGCCAAGCGUCUCAUGGUGGUGACUCCCGCCGGCCAUUCAGAUGUCAAACGCUUCUGGAAGCGUCAGAAACACAGUUCCUGAAGACAUGGCUUGCACUCCACGUUCUUCUGAAUAAGUUUGUUGGGAAGUGGACCAAACAAAAAGGCAGGAAUAUCUCUCCUCCCAUUACUUUGAAAUGGAUACAAGAUACAGAGAGAAGGAAAACAGAGAUGCCUGCCUUAUUAUCCCUUUCCAGCCAAAAAGAGAUUUGAAACUUAACAAAAAGGAACAGCAAGAAAAAAAGGUCAUUGGUUCAGUUUAAGUGUCACCUUUCAUCAACUCUCUCUGGCAGGAGUGACACCCUAACUGGGAUAACACUGGCACGAAAUAGGGUAGAAGUCCAAUAAAAUGCUUUGGGAAAAUAGAAAUAGCAGGGGCAAAGCCAUCUCACUAAACUAAAAGGAACCACUUGAGGCCAAUGAGUUGUUGAUGCAAAGUUAUUAAAAAUGAAGGGAUGCAUAAUUCGUUCCCUGCAUGGUUGGAUACUGAAUCUUCAAGGUGCAAGGGAGUACUAGUUUCAGACUAUCUACAAUGUGGCAUCAUCCAACUAUUUAAACCCUUGCUACUAUCCUCCUGAGACCUAUCUGGGGAAUGAUGGAAAUUGGAGCCCAUUACAUCUAGAGUGCACCUCGUUGGAGAAGGAUAUAUAAAAAAAAGCGUUAAGCAGUUAUCAUUUUUAUUCUUUAAAUGGCUUGACCCUCUCAGCUCAACGGGUGCAAAAAGAAGAGACAGUAUUUCAUUUUAGUUUUAUAGAAACUGCUAAUGUAUAGCUUAAGUUCAGGCUGGCUUGUUCUAAUAAGACGUGUGGUUUUUAUAGGUGUAAUUCAAGGUGUUUUUCUAUCCAUGUGUGAAUGAAGACAGCUCUCUAUGCAGAAGCUGGGUUUAUACAUUGCAUUAACCCAUAUUGUGAUUAGUUUGGCCCUAACAUGAUGAGUUCAGCACACCAAAUCACCCUAUUUUGAUCUGGCAAUGUGCCCAAUCUGAUAUCAAGGGAAUAUCAUAUUCCCUCAUGGGGUUGCCAUUUGUUUUUUAAAACCAGUGUCAAAUAUUCAGAUGUUUCAACGGGACUCAACCCUGUAACUCCAGCACAAAGAUGCUGUGAUUUCACUUGUUCCUGUUCUGCCUGGAAGGGAGACCACUGUUGAAGUUAAGCAGAUAUUCUAUUCACCAAUCUGUCCUGUGUUGAUGAACGUACUGAAUCCUGUACGCACAGUUGAAGCCUCUGUUCAGAUGGACAGAUCAGUCAGCAGGUUCCUCAUUCCACCUCUUUUAUCUGAAAUUCAGAUAUUGCAUUAAAACUAGCUGAGAAGUUGUGGUGGAAAUAGCAUCAGGUUUUUAUUCUUCAUCCUAAAUUUGGCAUCUCCAAACAUUGCAGAGGAUGUGCUGUAUUUUAUACUUGGGAAGCUGUGCUAAGAGGCUUAUGGGUGGUUGUAAAGAGGAAGUGGGAAUCUUUUGUGUAAAUCAAACAGAUAAAUACGAUUUUUUUUAAAAAAAAGAAUAAACUAUCUUGGAUGUA
Crotalus tigris (Tiger rattlesnake) is the source of this 3029-nucleotide messenger RNA. RefSeq names its product general transcription factor IIH subunit 4 (gene GTF2H4). The transcript has 14 exons. NCBI's taxonomy places the organism in Eukaryota, Metazoa, Chordata, Lepidosauria, Squamata, Viperidae. Gene Ontology annotation, cellular component: transcription factor TFIIH core complex; transcription factor TFIIH holo complex. Gene Ontology annotation, biological process: nucleotide-excision repair. The record is from RefSeq and is a predicted model, not a curated record. Gene Ontology annotation, molecular function: double-stranded DNA binding; ATPase activator activity. Bases 170 to 1555 code for a protein of 461 amino acids.